CUGCUGCUCUCGCAAAAAGAGAUUUACCCCGGAGUUGAGUCUAGUAACUAAAUUGUUAGGGCUGGUUAUAUUUUAAAACGUAUAAAUGUAUAAGAGGGUAAGCGUGUGUGUGGGGGGGCUGUCUCUCGUAGUCGGGCCUUUGUAGCUCAGAGGUUUGGGAACGGAAAGUACCUUUUGCUUUAUGGGGCUGCGAGAGAGAUACGGUGUUGCUAAGCAACCUGAAGCGCUCUAGCUUAGAACCCGCGCCGCUGAGGCGGUUCCUAGGAAAAUGCUGCCACCUGUGGCAGGAGAAGAUGGCCCUGAGGUGGAAAGUUAUCUUUUACAUUAGACAAAUGUAUAAUAUCAAUGGAACAUAACUUAUGGGCUUUUCGCAAUCCCGGAGAUGAUGAGGAAGACUUGCUUGCCAAUGUUGUGAGUUUAAGGAGUCAGCUCAGGAAAACAGAAAAAAGUUUACAAGACCUGGGAGAAGAGCUUAAUGGUACUAAGUUGCAUGAUAAUUCAGACCUCAGCAUACAUGAUGGUGAGCUUGAGAUUUUAACCAUGGAAGAUCUUCUUGAUCCUAGUGAAUUACAGAAUUCAUCAUCUCAGUCUACUGUGAGCAGAAUGUCAUGGCAUAACAGGGAUUCUUUGAGGAAGCUCGGGAACAAAUCUUAUUCACUGUCUUUGGAGAAAAGCAUGGAGGAAGAAAAUGAAUUACUACGGGACAAACUGAAUAUAGUCCGAGAAAAAAAUGCAUCCUUGACUUCCCAGAAUCAUCAUCUAAUGAAUGAAAUUGAAACAAUUAACUUUGAACUGAACCAGUCAAGAGCACGAAUAUCUUUCCUUGAAUCUGUUUUGAGUACACACUCAGUCAGCAUUCCAAUGUUAGAAGAACAGCUAGCAAGUUUGGAAGGAGAAGUUCAAGCUCAGGAUAAUGUUCUGAAACAGACAGAAGAUAAAUUAGAGCAAAGCCAGAAAAUGCUAUUGGAAAAAGAAUAUUCUUUGCAGAAGUUGAAAGAGGAAUUUAAAGAAAUGAAAACUGAUUUAAUUGAACGAAGCAAACAAGGAAAGAGAACUGAACAGCAAAGAAAUGAAGCUCUAUUUAAUGCUGAGGAGCUGACAAGAACAUUUAAAAAAUACAAAGAGAAAAUCACUGAGAAACUUGAAAAGGUUCAGGAGGAAGAACAAACUUUAGAAAAAAAAUUAAUGAAUUGUGUGAAAGAAAAGGAAAAAUUGCAUGCAAAAUGCAAUUGCUAUAGAAGUGAGCUUGAAAACACGAAGGAACAACUGAGACAAUUAGUUGAAGACAGUAAUAUUGGAAAAGAAAAUCUAAGAUGUGUAGAAGCCAAAAGUUCUAAAAUGGAACUGCUACUGAAGCAUUCUCAGCAGACGAUACAGAUGCUCGAAAAUAGACUUCAGGACCAAGACACAAUUCUUGAAGAGAAAAAUGCCCUAAUACAUGAAACUGCGGACUUAAAAGCACUCGUUGCACAGCAGAAUGAUCGCCUUAAGUUGUACCAUCAAGAAAUUGAGAAUUCAAGAAUUGAACUGAAAACCUUAGAAAAUAUUAUUUCCCAGUUGUCCCAAAGUUCAUCAAAACAGGUUAAUCAUUCCGUGCAUCAUUCUAAAGACACAUCAUGUCCCAAUUGUUCUGAAUCAAAUGGAUCCAUGAUAGAAGAGCUAAGGGUAAAACUGAAUAUGAAAGAAGCAGUGAUUCAGAACCUUCAGGCAGAACUUAUGGCUGGUAAAAUAUGUCAUGAUCUCUCUGAUGAAAAUGAAGGACGAGAAUUGCAUGCCUUAGAAACUGAACCAGUAAAACUGGCAGGAAAUCAAACAGAGAGAAAAUGCCAACAAUUGGAACUUAUCAGUAAACAGUUUGAAAAGGAGAAGCGAAGAUUAAAUAGACAGUUAGAAGAACUACAUACUAAACUGGAAAAAUCUGAAGAUGAGAAUUCAUUUUUAAAGGAGAACAUGGCCCAACGAACUAGUCAUUUUCAAGCAAUACAGGAAGAAUUGUUGGAGAAAACUUCAAAAUCUAGUAGCUUGGAACGAGAAACAGCAAGGAAAUCCUCUCAGAUCUCAGCCCUUGAAAAACAGUUGGAAGAAAAGACAGUUGCUUAUACAACUGCGGCCACAAAAAAUAUUGAGCUGGAACAGGAAUUAGUGGAAGUGAAUGCUCGGCUUCACACCUUGGAAAGAAGCUUCAAUGAGGAAUACGGGCACUUAUCUGUAAUGCUAGAAAAAACAAAGAUAAUUCAUCUUGAGCAACACAAAGAGAUGGAAAACCAGAUUGAAUUACUUCAGUCUCGACUAGAAACUACAAAUCAGCAAUUCCUGGAGCAAGAGAACACAAUGUCAGUUUUACAGCAAGAUAUUUUAUGUAAACAUCGUCAGCUUGAAUCACUGGAUCGACUGCUAAUAGAAAGCAAAGAGGAAAUGGAAAAGCAGAAAACCAAGAAGGAUGAGGCUUUAAGGAUAUUACAGUGCCAACUUACUGAGGAAACAAUCAAGGUCAAACAACUACAGACAGCACUACAUAACUGUAAGGAAGAUCUAGCAUUAUAUUUAAGUCGUCUAGAAGAAGAUAAAAUGUUGUUUGAAAAGCAGCUGAAGAAGAAGAAUGACGAGGUGCAGCGAUUGCAAAAAGAAAUAAAGCUACAAAAUGACAAUCUUCAAUCAACUAGUGAACAAAACCUCAUUCUACAGCAAACGCUACAGCAGCAGCAACAAAUGUUACAUCAAGAAACCAUUAGGAAUGGGGAAUUAGAAGACAACCAAACUAAACUCCAAAAACAGGUAUUAAAACUAGAGCAAGAACUUCAAAAACAGAAGGAAAUUUUGGAGGAAGAGUUGAGAAAAGCAAAUGAGAAACUCCAUUUAGCCUCUGAAGAAACUGAUUUGAAAAGACAAAAAGUAACAGAACUUACAUGCACGAUCAGGCAGAUUAAAAUAGAGAUGGACCAAUGUAAAGAUGAGCUAAUAGACAUGGAGAAAGAGUUAGUUCACUUAAGACGAGAUGGUCACACUAAAGCAAUGCAAUUGGGCCACUUGGAAAUGACUUUGGAGCAGAAACUCAUAGAACUGCAGAAAAAGACACAGCAAGUGAAAGAGUUGGAAGAGAAACUACUAAAGAGUGAGGCGCAGCAAAAGGAUUUUAUGCAGAAAAUAGAAACACUGGAGACUGACUUGCAGAGUGCCAAUGAGGAGCUAAAAACCUCUUUGAGACAACUACAGGAAUUUCAAGAUAUGCUACAGAAUUCACAUAUGUCUCUGGAGGAGAAGUAUGCUGCUAUCCAGGGUUUAACAGAAGAACUAAGAGAAUGCAAGGAUGAACUUGAGGACAAAAAGCAAGAACUUCUUGAGAUGGACAAGGCACUGAAAGAAAGGGACUGGGAUUUGAAACAAAGAGCAGCUCAGGUUACACAGUUGGAUAUGUCAAUUCGUGAGCACAGGGGAGAAUUGGAACAAAAAAUAAUUAUAUUAGAAGGAAAUUUGGAAAAAGCAGAGUUGCAGAUCAAGAAAUGUAAUAAACAGAUUGAGAAUUUAGAGAGCAAGCUGCAGCAUUCAAAAGAUGAACUUCAUGAGAAAGAGCUUAACAUACUCCAACAAGGUCAAGAGAUAAACCAGCUUAAGAAAGAAACUGAAAGAAAGCAACAAAGAAUAACGGAUAUCGAGAGAAAGAUGAAAGAACAGGAAAAGUGCAUAGCAGAACAGUACAAAGAAAUACUUGAUUUGGGUCAACAGUUGAGGCUAGAACGUGAACAGAUGAAAAAUGUCCAUAUGGAGCUACUGGAGAGUCGGCGUCAACAGGCUCAAGCUCAGAGGGACGUGGAUAGGAUCUCUCUUGAACUGGAAGAAGUGAACCAUCUUUCACAUGAAAAAGAAAGUCGUGCAAAUCAUUUGUCAGAACAACUGGGAGCAGCUCAGGCACGGGAAACCCAGUUAGAAGCAAGAAUGCAAGCAGAGAUUAAGAGGCUCUCCAUGGAAAUACACUCACUAAAGCAGUCUUAUACAUCAGAGAAACUCUCACAUGAAGCACAGCAAACAAAAUGGAAGCAGUCAGCAUCUAAAUCUCAUCAUCUUUGCGGGCAGUUGCAGCAGCUGAAGCUGGAGCUGGAAGAAGCUCGAGGCACUGUCUAUAACCUGCAACAACAGCUUCAGUCCAGCAAUGAGAUGAUUCAAGCAGCAAAUGAAGCUCUGCUUCUCAAAGAAUCUGAAGUUACAAGAUUGCAAACUAGAAUUGCAGGUCAUGAAAGAACAGAAGGCAUCAAGCAUCUAUCAGCCCCACAAAACCUAUCCACUCAUCGAUGGCUUGAUGAUCAAGAACUGGAUUUUGCCAAGCAUUCUCAGAUUUCUACACAGAGAAAAUUGUGUCGCUCUACAAGCACUAAUGAACUAAGCAUUAAAGAUGAUGGGAAUUUAAUAGAUCUGAAACAGAUAUUUACAUUAGACUCUUCAGUGAUUUGCAGGAAGCCAAAAGACAUAAUUCAUGCUUCACCAAAAAGUCCAAAUGAAUCUUCCUUUGAUCCCUUGACACACCUGGUAGAUGGAGAUGUGACUUGUGAUAGUAAUGACUUCCACACUCUGAGUGGCAUGCUAAAAUACAUCAAUGAAGAGAUGAAGAGUUCUGAAAAUUCUUCACUAUAAUUUUCACCCAAUGCAAAGGAAUAUUCAAGAACAAAGAUUAUGAAGAAGCAGUGUGCUGGCAAGCGGUCAACCACAGCUGGAUUUGUUGGCACAGUGUUAUGUUCAUGAGGACAUUUUUAUGCCAACCAUGUAUAUAGUUCAGAUACUUAAAGUGACUUAUAAUCCUAUCUCAUUUUUCCCAACUCUAUUUUUAUGAUUAUUGCUUUAAAGUAAUUUGUACAGUAAUAAAGGUGUAGGAUUUUUGUUAUGCUUUCUCUUAAAGAGAAAUGUGGAGGGUAUGGAUUUUUUUAAAAAAAGAAACUCCUGACACUUUUGUUGAAAUAUCAGACUUUAUCAUUACUGAAUUAAUAAACAAACAACAAAAUUGUGUUGCUUGCUUUUCCUCAUACCGUUGUAGCAAAAUACCCAUCACAACAGGUUGUGGCUAUGAAGGGAAGGCUUUAAUAUCACAAGGACUCAGUGAAGGGGGAUUAAUAAGUGGCAGUUAAGUGAUACAUAGGUGCAUUCAAAGACGCCUUACCUUAUGCUGUGGGAUCAUUGUCAGAAAGCACUGAGCCACCCAGUACCCAAGACAGAGGGCAGUUUUUUUUCCUCAGUGUCCCAAAAUGUAUUGAGUUUUCCCAAGAGGGUAACAUAGCAAUCUUUCACUUAUAAUUGGGAGUAAGUAAC
This is a messenger RNA of Rhineura floridana, 5295 nucleotides long. It is a transcript of the gene CCDC18, whose product is annotated as coiled-coil domain containing 18. The transcript has 29 exons. Bases 346 to 4626 code for a protein of 1426 amino acids. The record is from RefSeq and is a predicted model, not a curated record. NCBI's taxonomy places the organism in Eukaryota, Metazoa, Chordata, Lepidosauria, Squamata, Rhineuridae.